Molecule: messenger RNA, 2019 nt
Organism: Coffea eugenioides
Lineage: Eukaryota; Viridiplantae; Streptophyta; Magnoliopsida; Gentianales; Rubiaceae
Exons: 15
Coding region: 70-1926 (618 amino acids)
Biological process (GO): endocytosis
Cellular component (GO): membrane; clathrin vesicle coat
Source: RefSeq, a predicted model, not a curated record
UCCUUUGCCGAUUGCCUCUUCUUCUCCUUGCUACGGACGAUAUCUCUGAGAAGAAGUACUUCUUCAGUGAUGGCCUUUUGCGCUCAAUCAAAGCUCAGCAAUCUGAAUUUAUGGAUCAAAACAUCCGUAGGAAGCAGCAGUACUGAUAAUGUAGGAGGCCAUCAUGACUCACUUAGAAGAAGAGCACCAAAAAGCCGUGCCAAAAGUAGGAUGAUGGUUAAAAUGACAGCAUCAACUAGCGGAAGCAGUGGCCAGGGGUCAUCGACGGUGGCAUUUGAGGAGGGACAGCUGGAAAGGCCGCGGUGGACCGGUGAAACGCCGCUUUCUCGGCUUGUUGGAGCCCUCAUUUCCUUCAGACCUCUCUUCUCUAUCAUGAAAUUUGGCGCAAGACAAGUUCUCAUAAGUACAGCUGAGAAGACAAAUAUUCCAUGGAGGGAAAUGACUAGACAGAUACUGGAAUCAGAUGUAUACAAAGAAAUGGACAGUAUUGAGGAUCCCUCUCUUGUUUACCCUGAUUAUUAUCUCAAUCCCUUCCAUGCAUAUGAUGAGGGCAAUCUUUCCUGGCUGGCUGCUGCUGAGGCAGAGGCUGCAACUAUGUCGAUGAUGAGACGGGCAAUACCAUAUGCUUCUUCAUUGGAUGAAGCUAAUCAAGUAGUUCGUGGAAAUUGGCUGAAUGCAAUUGAAGAACAUCAUCAGAAAUAUUCAGAAGACAAUAUUGUCAGAGAAAUUCUUGAUAUCGGAUGUUCAGUUGGUGUCAGCACAAGAUGCCUUUCUGAUAAAUUUCCCAAUGCUAGAGUGACUGGCCUGGAUCUGUCACCAUAUUUUCUUGCUGUUGCUCAAUAUAAAGAAAAGAAAAGCAACCCAAGAAUGAAUCCUAUCUGUUGGGUCCAUGCUAAUGGUGAAAGUACAGGCUUACCUUCCAAAUCAUUUGACAUUCUUUCCAUUGCUUAUGUGUUCCAUGAAUGCCCUGAAAGAGCGAUAAAAAAUAUGGUGAGAGAAGCCCUUCGACUGCUUCGACCUGGAGGAACUUUUGCAAUCACAGACAACUCGCCAAAAUCAAAGAUUCUUCAGGCAACAAUCACAUCAAUGGAGAAAGAAAAGAAAACAGAUGAAAAAGAAGAAAUUGAAGAAGCUAUUGAGCUGAUUCUCUUCCAAGUCUCAGAAUGCUACGUCUAUUUGAUCCCUCCAAGAAAAAGUGCGGCUUCUUACAGGGCUGAUGAGUGGAAUGUCAAUAAAUGGGCAUGGGAGGGUGCUUUAAAAGUUAUUAGCAAAGGAGAGGAAUGCAUUAUCAGACUUGAAGAUAAGACAACAGGUGAAUUGUAUGCUCGGGCAUUUCUAAGAGAUGGAGAGCCCCAUCCUGUGGAGCCUGUGAUUGACAGCAGCAGAUAUUUUGUUCUGCGGGUCGAAGAAAACAUUGGAGGUCGACUUCGACAUGCUUUCAUCGGCAUAGGAUUUCGAGAAAGACCCGAAGCUUAUGAUUUCCAAGCUGCCCUGCAUGACCAUAUGAAGUACCUAAACAAGAAGAAAACUGCAGAAGAAAUGGAACAGCAACAUCAGCAUACUUCAUCAGUUGAUUACAGUUUAAAAGAAGGAGAAAAACUUGUACUUCAGAUAAAAAAUAAAAGUGGUCGGAGUUCUGGGUCCAAGUUUUUUGAACAGGGCUUAAAUGAUCUCUCAUUGGAGGAGAAGGGUAGUAAAAAGGAGCCCGUGAUAUCUAUCAAACCACCACCAGCACCAUUAUCGCCCGUUGUGAGUCCUAAAACAUCUCCAUCAGAGCUGCCUUCAAAACUCAGUCUAAAGGAAUCUUCAGCAGCAGAGGACUCUGUCUCACCUCAAGAACAAUCUAAAGAAUUAGAACCUCCAGAAAACCAAAACACACAAGACAUUCCAGAUGAUGACUUUGGGGAUUUUCAAGCUGCUGGUUGACAUUGAAAUAUAAUACCACUUUGUUUCUCUUAAGUUUGGAUUUGAUCUUUUCUGUUGAAUGCAUUCUCGUAUAUAUUUCUUGGUUUUGCUUCA